Messenger RNA from Patella vulgata (common limpet), 2802 nucleotides. RefSeq names its product sulfhydryl oxidase 1. Gene Ontology annotation, biological process: protein folding. Bases 110 to 2173 code for a protein of 687 amino acids. NCBI's taxonomy places the organism in Eukaryota, Metazoa, Mollusca, Gastropoda, Patellidae. The record is from RefSeq and is a predicted model, not a curated record. Gene Ontology annotation, cellular component: Golgi membrane. The transcript is spliced from 10 exons. Gene Ontology annotation, molecular function: protein disulfide isomerase activity; flavin-dependent sulfhydryl oxidase activity.
GUAUGUCACGUACGAAGUUGCGGGAAAUGAUGUGGACUGGAAAGAGCUCUAGGCUCUAAACAGAUUUUGUAAUGAAUUACUUUUUGAGUAAACUGAUUACUUGAUCACGAUGAGAGCUAAUAUUUUAAUUCUUACAAUAUGUUUGAUCGUAUGUAUAUCGACCGACAAAAUAGGACUUUAUAGGCAAGGAGACAGUGUCAAUAUUCUUACAUCGGAGAACUUCACGGAUAUUGUUUGUGACAAAGGCAAAGAAUCGGCAUGGGUUAUACAGUUCUACAAUGCUUGGUGCGGUCAUUGUCGACGAUUUGCUCCAAAAUUUAAGAAAUUUGCUAAAGAUGUAAAAGGUUGGUCGAAAGUGAUCUCACUUGGUGUGGUGGCUUGUUCAGAUAAUACUAAUACUGCUCUCUGUCGAAACUAUAACAUCAUGGCAUACCCAACAAUGCUGUUAUUUCCACCAUGUACUACAUCAAACAACAAGACCAAUCUAGAAAGUCUUCCUACACAAGACCCUAAAGAAAUGCGAGCGAAGAUGGCUUCUUUUGUGAAUGAAACAGUACCUGCUCCACCAUCCUGGCCCAAGUUAAAACCAUUAAAAUCUAUAGACGAAAUCUGGGAAGAAGCUACAGCUGAACAUAAACAUGUACUAUUAAUAUUUGAAGAAGCAUAUUCCUAUCUGGGACUUGAGUUAAUUUUAGAUUAUGUAGACCAGAAGAAUAUAUUAAUUAGAAGAAUGUUAAAAGAAACUGUAAUAAAGUAUGGUAUAUCACAAGUGCCAUCAUUAUAUAUUGUUAAUAAGGAGGGAACAUAUAGUCAUAUUGCUACUGGUAGUGGUGUAAACCUUGAUACAGACAGAACUGGAUUUCAAAUGGCUAUAAAUCUUCUGUUAACCAAUAAGUUUAAAACAAAAGAUGGGCAGAAAUUUUUGCUGCACGAAAACAGAACUAAUGAAGGAAAUGUAGUAAAUCAGAAUAUUGAUAAAAAGGGUGAAAGUCAGGAAAAUGCUGGAGCAGGUGAUGGACCAGACAAUAACAAGGUUGAAGAUAGUAAAAUAAAAGAAAUAGAAAGACCUAGAAUAUAUAUGCAGGAUUUAGAAUCUGCACUUCAGGUUUCAUUCCGACAAGAAAUAGCUCUUCGUAGAGAGAUAGAUGGAGAUGAUAUGAUAGCUCUACAAAACUAUGUCACUGUUUUAUCUAAGUAUUUACCAGGUAGAGAUGAAAUUAAGACAUUUUUACAACAAGUAAAUGAUUGGUUAACUACAAUAUCUAGACCAUUAUCUGGUGGUGAUUGGUUACAUGGUAUAGAUGGUCUACAGGAUGAGUUAGUAUAUUUACCUGAUAAGGUACAAUGGGUAGGAUGUAAAGGUAGUGCUGCUGAAUAUAGAGGUUAUCCUUGUAGUAUGUGGACAAUGUUUCAUACCCUUACAGUCAAUGCAUAUUUAAAUGAAAAAGUUGAAGAUGUUAAAGAAGUCAUCCAUGCUAUAGCUGGAUAUAUGAAAUAUUUUUUUGGUUGUGCCGAGUGUACUGAAAACUUUUUGAAAAUGGCAGCUUCUGCUGAUAAAGAUCUGCGGAAGAAGAAAGACAUGGUUAUUUGGCUGUGGAGUGCUCACAAUAAGGCCAACAAAAGACUGCAUGGAGAUUUGUCCGAAGAUCCAGAAUAUCCCAAAAUCCAAUUCCCAUCACCAGAAGCAUGUCCAAAAUGUUACGCUGCCGACAGCAAACCAUGGAAUCCCACAUGGAAAACUGAUGAAGUGUUAAGAUUUUUAGUAGAAAUGUAUCGCGCCAAUAAUAUUAUAACAUCUGUACCGGAUGACCAAGCCGAUUUAAAUCGUUUAUCAUAUCGUAAGGGUAUUAAAUCACCUGCAGAAGAAAAAUCUCUGGAUUGGUGGGAAAAGAGACUACGUGGUCAAGACUUAAAAAAAUUACGCGAAAUUCGAGAAAGAAAGAAAAAUAAAUUGUCUGGAAAUAGUGGUUAUUUUAAAAAUGAGAGUGUUGAUAAAGAAAUAAUCAGUAAUCAUAUUUCUCCGCGCUUAAGAACUAAUUGGAGUUUAAGUAGUGUAGAUUUAGGGAUGUGUAUGGCGUUUUAUGUGAUAUGUGCUAUUAUUAUUCUCAUGUUGUAUUAUCAUUUUACUAUUCGUACUAAAUAUAAACCAAUAUGUAAGUGUUUACCGGUAUGACUAGUAUAUGUUUUCUGUGUGAUAUUGUUUUUUAUUUUGUUAAUGGUGUUUUACAAAUAUGAAUGUUAUUCCUUUAAAUUUGCGUUUUAGAUGACGGAAAACGGGGAAACUCUUUAAUGUUAACCAAAUAAGAUUUUAAUUUUGUUUCGGUGAGUGACAGCCAUACAUUUCUCUCAUAUGAACACUCUUUUAAACAAAACAUACUUGCUUGCUCUUCUCCAAAGUUCUUAGAUACAGUUUUUGAUUUGUAAGGAUUUUAAUCUUGAUUUCUAAGAACUAAAAUUCAAAAUGGUUUGGUUUAUUAUUUUGUGUUUAGGAUUAGUACAUAGUAAUGAUAAUACAGUGCAGAAAUUUGUGAGCUUUUAAUUUUAAAAUUUGUAUUGUAAUUUAUAUUUUUGUGAUGUAUAUAAUUAUAAAUUAUCAUCAGCAAAGCUUUAAACUAUUUAUGCCUAAAACAAAAGUGCUUGACAUUUGUUGUAUUUUAUAAAACAAUUGAUAUGUUUAUUUUUUGUGUAGGUAGGCAUAGUUGAGGUGUAGUACUUAAAUUUGUUAAUCAUUAAAGUAAACUAUUUACGGUUGUACAAUAUCUGCAUUCAUUUAUAAUGGAUGUUUAGACAGUUCAAAGAUAU